Messenger RNA from Scylla paramamosain (green mud crab), 924 nucleotides. RefSeq lists its product as uncharacterized. The transcript has 2 exons. The record is from RefSeq and is a predicted model, not a curated record. Bases 1 to 924 code for a protein of 307 amino acids. Lineage: Eukaryota; Metazoa; Arthropoda; Malacostraca; Decapoda; Portunidae.
AUGGAUGCGGAAAACAGCAGCUGGCUGGGAAAGGGGUGCCGCAACCUGCUAGUGCCACGCAGGCCUGUUUCCCGGGAAGAUGUCAUCAGCGCAGUUGGAGAGUACGGUCGACGGGAAUGCGUACCAGCUCACUGUGGAUACAGCAUCAGAGAGAACAUUUGUGAGGCCGGACGUUACGUCGACGAGGAGCCAUCCUAUGUGGAGCAAGAGUUGCCUGUGUAUGUGGCAGACAUUGAUGACCCGUGCUUGCUGGGUCUGGACUACCUUCUGGAGAGCCGUGCCUGUCUGGACUUUGGAGAGAUCCGCAUGGAAGUCCAGGGGAAGGAGGUGCCACUGCUGAAGGCAAACGCCACCAUCGAGGUCGUAGCUACCAAGACUACCUGUGUGCCACCGAGGAUGGAGACUUGGGUGAGUUGCAGGCUGAGUCGUGAUAUGGAAAAUGAAGUCUGUUUGGUGGAGUCCUUACCCCUCUCCCAGUUGCAGAGUGAACUGCUGGUCGGGAAGACACUGGUGUGGCCUGAUGAUGAGCAAGUACGUGUGCUGGUCGCUAAUCUGGCCGAUGAGGAGCGGCAAAUACCAGCUGGAGCUGCGGUGAGGAGCUGUGAGGCUGUGGAGCUGGCACAUAAAGUGCCAGGCUCAGGCCCUAAGGAGAUGGCAGUUACCCAUGGCUUCUCAGCACAUCUGGAGGACGUGUGGAACAGGAGUAUAGUGUGCUUAGACAAGGAGCAGGCAGUUCAGCUGGAGAAAUUGCUGCAGAAGUACACUGAUGUGUCCUCGCCAGGUGAUUUGGACUUGGGGCGCACGAAUCUGGUCAAGCAUCGCAUCAACACUGGCAACCACCCACCCAUCAAACAACCACCAAGGAGAGUUGCCCCUGCCCGGUGUCAGGAAAUGGAAAAGGCAGUCGGUGAACAUAUCAACUAG